AUUUUGAUAUAAUUUUCACAUUCAAAAUAAUUUCGUAUUAAAAAAUAUUAUUGGUCAAAGUUGAUGGUCAUUGACCAAGAAAUGUCAAUUUGACGAACCUUUUCGGAACGGACGGAGUAUAUAAUAUAAAGUUUUUUAAAAAAAAUUCUUGGAGUCCCAAGACCCGUGCACAAGGUGGGUCCGCCACUGCAUACGCACAUUAUAUUUAUUUAUUUACUUAUUUAUUUAUUUCAAAAUUGUAUAGAUAGUAAAAUAAGGAGUAAAAAUAUCAAUGAAGGAGAAACUAAUAAAAAUGAGAAUGCUAGAUUAUAAAUAUUAUAUUUUUUAUUUAAUUAAUUUAUUUGUAUGCGUAAAUACAAUAUUAAUAAUUUUUAAAACAGAAAAUUUAUUUUCAACCUAAAUUGGAGCUCAAUUUCAAACAUCUUAUUCGAACUCAACCUAUAAACUUAGAGGGGUGUCCCCUGAUAUUCCCUGAUCUUUAACAAUCAAACAACCAUAACAGUGAAGAAGAAGCAAACAGAAAGAUAUCGAGAUAAUCAACGAAUCUGGUAUACCGUGUAAACUGACCGCUGCUCUCCCAGAAGAGAGAAAAGAGGCAAACCCAAUCUCUCUAUCUCGCCACUAUGCUUUUGAAGCCUCUCAAACCAUAGGGUUUCCAUAAGUUAGCCUCCUUUUAUAGGAGAAGUUGGCUAACUUAUGGAUUACAAAGAAGCUAAUGGGCUGAUACACAUUUGUGGCCCAUAUUACAAGUUUAACUAAUAACUACACAAAUACAAAGAUAUUUAAUUAGAUUGGACACCAUAAAAAUAUUCUUCAACAAUCUUCCCCUUGGUGUUCAAUCGUGUUGAAUCAGCAUUGCAACGCGAAUAUCUUUGUCUUUGUUGUUAUUCAGCUUCCUUUGUCUCUGAACUUGACUUCUUGAGAAGGCUUUCUCAAGAAAUCCUUGCAAUCUCCCCUUUGAUGUCUUCUUGGCAAUUUGAGCUUUGAUGCCGGGGGUUGAGGAAUCUUCCUUUGGCUUGCUUGUAAACCUUGCCUUCAGAAGUAGCUCUUGAUCAGCUUGAAUGAAGUUCGGUGGCGCCUCUAGAAUGAAUGUUCUUGAAGAAUUGCAGGGGCACAUGGAAAUCAUCUUCCGAAUUUGAGCAAGUGACCUUUGUCUCCUCCAUAAUGUAAUCUUUUUGACUAUUUGAAGUGAAUGCAUUUGAGGAUACCUUGUCGGUGGCACAGUGGAAAAAGAUGGUUGACUUGUGAGCGUAGCUGACCAUUUGAGGUGUAGAGAUAGAAGAGAGACGUUGAAAAUUUUGAUAGGAGAGAAGUGUCCGAGAAUGAUUUUUUGACAGUUAACAACAUGUGGACCACUCUCCCCCUCAUGUUGAUCCGAUGAAUCGGGGCUUCAUGCCUUUAUUCUUUUAUUAUGGGAAUCAAAAACAGAAAAACGAACAGAAAAUUAAAGUGAACAAACCCGGAUACACUGAGGUGUUCCGUUAACACAACAUCAAUGUAAACACUGAUGUGUGGUCUGUAUAAAAUGAUAGAAACAUUAAAGCUCUAACAGGACUUCCAACCAAUCAUCAUGAAGCAUUGGGAUAGAUGUCACUCUGGUUGUUAUUUGCAUGAUCAUAAAGAUUAGCAUGAGAUACUGUAGCCCCCCGGGGUCAUGUAGACACCCGUUAUCAUCACUAUAGAGAUAAACUCUAAAGCAAUGGUCUGAAGAUGUUGGUGAUUCUUAUGUUGCAACAACAGGACUUCCUUCCAAUCAUUGGUCUACAUCUGUAAUAGAUGAGCCCUAUGGAAGUUGUCGCAGAUCAUGAAGACCUGCAACUGACUCAAAAAAUGCGUCUGUGUCCUAGAAAUUUCAAAACAUUUGGGAGUGAGGUAACUAGACACGACGUGAGCAAUGAAAGUUCAGUGGCAUGGAGCUGAGGCCACUGUAGUCAGCAUCACUUGCCUCGGAAGGAGACAGUAAUGAGAGAUGCAGUUCCCCGUGAAAUAUGAUUAAACACGUUUCUGUUGAGAGACAAGUGAGUGGUCUUGGGUAGGGUUAAUCAUGCACUGUUGGACAAGAUGCAGUGACUUCUACUCGGGAUCUGAUUAAAUCAGUCCUGAACCUAUGAGGAUAGUCCAGAGUAUUUGAGUGGCUAGGAGUAAAUGUUCACUUCAUAGCAUGCAGUUGAGGUAGCAGACUCAGCAUUGAUUAUUGUUUUCUUGCUACUUGAGCCUUCUGCUUCCUAACGCUUAUAAUUUUCACUCACUCACUCACUCACUCACUCACUCACUCACUCACUCACUCACUCACUCACUCACUCACUCACUCACUCACUCACUCACUCACUCACUCACUCACUCACUCACUCACUCACUCACUCACUCACUCACUCACUCACUCACUCACUCACUCACUCACUCACUCACUCACUCACUCACUCACUCACUCACUCACUCACUCACUCACUCACUCACUCACUCACUCACUCACUCACUCACUCACUCACUUAAUCUCGGCUUUGUCCCUUGGUUAGGCUUAGUUGGGUUUACUAAGCCAUAUGGGCAUGAUCUCUCAUUUGUUUCUUGAUUUUCUCUCUGUACUCCCCCUCAACUGGAGCACUCAGUAUGCUUUGUCAUUGUUAGGCACUAUGGAGGAGAACAUUGAACACUCCCCCUAAAAUGUUGCAUCCUUUGAGAGAUUCCUUGCUUUGUCGGUGUAUGGCGCCAGGAGGAGAAAUCUGAAACCCCCCCCUCAGUCUUUAUAUUGGACUAAGUCAAAGCUGGUGAUAAUCGUGUAAUUUUCAUGUUUAUGUUUGUGUUUUUAACUGGUUUUGAUUGAUUGUUACUUUGGAAAUUACACAAUUUUGGUGUAAUAGUUUAGUUUGUAAAAUACUUGUAAAUUGUUUAGAUUAUGUUUAUUCCGAGCUCAAACAGGUCCAUGAUCACUCAAGGGACCGUUGGUGAACCCCAAAAGUGGAAGGAAGGUGCAAAAUCGCAAGACAAAAUAGGAGAUCCUGAUUUUUGGUCUAUACCGAGUCGGGUAUGACCUAUACCCGAUCGGGUAUCUAGUUGAAAUUUCAAAUCGGAUCGGAUCCGGGAAAAGGCAACACGCAGGAGGAUUUUUAGCCAUGUUCGAGUGUCCAUACCUGAUCGGGUGACCGACAUACCCGGUCAGGUAUGUCCCACUUUUCGAGCUUCCAGAAAGCCACUGAAGGUACCCGAUCGGGUGCCCUUGAUACCCGAUCGGGUACACACCCCUGCAUGCUCCAUUUUCCUAUAAAUACACCCCUAUGCUUCACACAAAAAUCACCAAUUCACAUAUACUUCUAUGCUCAGUCUAGAUAAGUUCUUUCUUUAUAUUUUCUUCAUGUCUAGUCUCCAAAUGAGGAGCUAAACUCUUCCAUCUUAGUUUUGCUACUUUGAAGCUUAAUGAUUUGUAAGUUGUUAGUUAUUUUCUUUAAUCUUCUUCCUUGAAUACUAAUUAUUUCCUAUUCAUAUUCCAUAUUAAUAUUUUGAGCAUUACUUAAAGGAUCAACUAGUUUUGUUUCAUAUAUUAUGAUAUUAAUUAUUACUAGAAUCAAUUGAUUAAUACGCUUGUUAUUAAUUCGGUUCAUUGAACGGUAGUAAACUUGAGUUAUUAAUGCAUGCGUCUCAUGGUUAAUAAUUUAAGGGGAAUUAAUUAUAUUGAUUAAACCAAUAAACCGCUUGUGUUGAGGUUAUCAAUCUCAAUCGUUUUCAUCUUAAGUUUAUUGCUACCAUCGGGUUAAUAUACGACGCUUGUUCUAUAUUGACUUGGUAGUAAGUUUUAUUAAUGAACGCGUCUCGUUAUUAAUAACUACCCUCGAUGAAUUGGAUAUACUCCUCGAUUGAGUAUUCGAGAGGAAGAUAGUUAAAGAUAUAACCGGGAUCGACGAACAUUUCAUUAAGUGGAUAAAAGCAAAACCAAGUCAUCAUCUCUAUUAAUUAAAACACAUAAGCCGUUCAUCUUAGUGUUAGUUACAUUAAAUCAAAUCAAACUCAACCCCCUGUAUUAUCUAUAUAAUAUAGUAAAAUACAAAAGUCCCCAAGAGGGAGAACAAGGGGUGUUGGGCGGGGAAAAACGUGUCUAAAAAAUAGAUGGCCUUAGAAUACAGAUGAACAUCUUUAAUAAAAUGCAUGCACCAAAAAAUAGAGGAGGGUUGAGACCUGAGGGUCGUGUUAAUAGUUAUUUGCAGGUACUAUCCACUCCAAAACGUAACACAUAUGAGGGUCUAGCAAGUUUUAACAAGUGUAAAGCUCAGUUGUCAUUCUUCAUUUUUAAUGAUAGUAAAUUGGGAAGCCAGAACGUCUCUUUAAACACAUUAUUAUAUCAAUGGUUGUAACAUUAUGUACUUUUGAAUCAUGCCCAAAAUUCAUAAAAAUAUUCUACAUAAUACUACGUACACAUUAUUAGAUCAAUGGUAGUGUGAAAUACUUCAUCCUUAUCUUUAGAAAAAUUCAUACGGAAUAUUAGUCAUUCUCAAAAUUUGUAUGACUCUAUCAUAUGGUUAAGAAACUGACGCAAAUUGAAAAUUGGUUUGGUUAGUGUUUUUUUGAUAAUAAUUGGUUUGGUUAGUUAAAAAAUAUUAAAUGGACAAAAACUGAAAAUACAGUCCAUAAUAGGGCUGGAAACACUCUGGUGACACAGGAAACGCUGGUUCAAGAUGAUUUUUUAUUUUUAUCUAAUAAAAUUACAAUACAAAUAACACAAAAAAAAGUGUAUAUGGAAUUAAAACCAUAUCAAAUUAUCACUCCGUAAAAUAUAUGUAAGCUUAAAACACAAAUAACAUUAUCUAUAUAUAUAUAUAUAAUCAUAAUAACAAAAUAGUGGGAGUGGAGUUUGGGUAAGAACACUGUAGCUAACUUUUUUAGGGUAUACAAUAUUUUCUAGGUGUGCGGUUGUAUUUGCUGAAAGAUGUCAUGAAGUUUCUACUUUCUAGGUGGGGAUGAGUAAUGGUAGUCAUGGUUAUUCAUUGAAUAUUUUUUUUCUAGACCAUUACAAUAUUUUGUACAUUAUAAUUAAUAAUUAAUAUAACGUCCGAUGUACGGCUUUAUACUCCCUCUACAUGAGUGUGUUUUGCUAAAAAAAAUAAAAAAAAUCAUGAGAACAUAUGCACGUUCAUGGAAUUUCCGUUGGGGCUAUAAAGGAUUGUCAAAUUGAUAUAUCUCAUAGACGUUUUUAUUAUGAGUUAAAUUUUGGAACAAAAGUUUCCAUAUUAUGACUAACAAUAUUCUAUUUUUAUGACAAAUUAGUAGUCAUACUAUGGUAUAUAUUGCAUUUUUAUUUAUGUGGCUAUUUUGAAUAUUUUUAUAUUUAAAUAUUAAAAACAAGCAUCACGUUGUUAGCACUUCUAACAUGCAUCAAAUGAACAAAUUAAUUUUUUGUCUUAUAUUGGUUCAUCAGCUCAGAUGCAUAUGAUGAAGCCACAAUUUUUUUACACAUAAAUGGCGCACAAUAUAUUUAUUUUUUUAUUAGUUUUUUGUAUUAGCAUUAUCUGAUGAUGAUUAUUUAGGUCGAUUGGCUCAGUUUAUUUAGUCGAGUUGGCUCAUUUUUUAUUAGUAUUUUGUGAAUAGAUUUUUUUGUAAUUUUGAUUUAAUAUUUCUUAAUGAUUGUAACCUAAUUUUUAAACAAUAAGAAAAUUAAUUAAUUAAAAAAACUUUUAAGCUCAUAAUUGAGACAAUACCCUAUAGUAGAAACAAUUGGCAAGACAAAUUGUGCUCUAUGAGCUACAAAUCCUAAAUAGAAACUCACAAUUUUGUGAAAAUCCCACUUUCAAAACCACUUUAAGGUGCAAACAUAUAUGGAGUACUGGGACCAAGGAAUGUUGAAAACCAUUUUGAAUCAUCUGAUUUUUUUUCUUCACGUGAUUUCUUUGACACCGAAAUAGUUUUUUCACCACAGCUUUCGUAUGCCCCUCUAAUAUUUUUACCUUCAAAACUUUCAUCUUUCUAAAAUAAUAACAUUACUACCUAAUUAUUGACUAAAAUAUCUGCAAUAAAUUACAUUGGAUACAUGUACUUAACAUGUAAGCUAGGGAUGGCAUAAGAGAUUCUAAAGUACUCCAAAUCAGGGAUUCUAUUUUUUUAAUAAACCCGCAUUAAAAUUAUCAUACCCUGCCGCAUUACCCUCUUCAGGCCUCUAAUUUUAUACUACAUGAGUCCCGAAAAGGUUCGCCAUGUUACUUUUCCUUGUCAAUGAUGACAAACUUUGGACAAUAAUUUUAAUUGUUAUAUUUGUAUAUAAUUUAUAAAUUUUAUACUUUUAUGAAAAUAUAUUGAAUAAGGAACAUUUUGAUAUAAUUUUCAUAUUCAAAAUAAAUUCGAAUUAAAAAAAUAUCAUUAGUCAAAGUUGAUUGUGCCAUUGAUCAAGAAAAGUCAAUUUGACAAACCUUUUCGGGAUAGAGGGAGUAAUAUCAAAUUGACACGUUACACCAUCCCCAACUACUAAUGAAUGUAACUUACUCCAAACAAAUUUUUGCCAAACAAAUUUAUACUCCGUAUAUUAUUAAACCCAAUAUGUAUCAAGAGAUUUACUUUUUAAUAUGCGAAAUAAUUAUCCACGUGCAUCGCACGGGUACAAUACUAGUCUAUCUUAAUAUAAAAGCAAAAGAAUUGGAGGAACAGUGUUCCCGCCUACAUAUGUCAACAUCAUGUUAAUUUUUAAUUUUUCAGUAAAAUUAUUUACAAUCAAUUGUGUUCACGUGUUAAUUAAUAAAAAAUAGGGUGAGACUUCUCUACUACAGUGUUGCCGGUUCAAGGCAAUCGGUAGAUUAAAAACUGCCUGCAUUGCAAUUGGUUGAGACCUCUUUGCUACAGUGUUUUCAUUAAACUCUUGCGUGUUUGGGCAUUCAAGAAUACGCAAGGGAUUUGGAUCUUUGCAAUCCUAUUGGUUCAAGUCAUGUGGGAACAGUAAAAAAUUCAUGCAAGCAUUCUUAUUGGCUUUUGUUGGCGGUGUGCACUGUUUUCACACAUAUAUCCUAUUGUUUUAUUGGUUGAAUGGGGUGGUGAUAACUGAUAACAGUGUGUUUGAUUUUGUGUAUCCCACUCUAAUAAUUACGAGUUCACCACUCAUCUAUAAAAGCAUGCCUGAAGCAUGAAGCUAACUAACCAUUCAGCCGGAUACAAAGUGCAAUAACAUAAUUUUUUCAAUAUUCCUUUCAAAAUGGUUGGAAUGUGGUCAAUGAUAAGGGAAAUUGAUCAAAGCAGGACUACUUGGGCCAUCAAGGCCAGAGCUACAAGAGUGUACAGGGAACCUGCCCAUGAUGGUUUUCCCCCUUCUUUGGAAGUGGGCUCCAAGAUUCAUGGACACAUCCCGGAUCAGUAUAUCGGCAAAUUUUGCAGCCUAUUCAGGGAGGGUAGAAUUUACGCAAUGAAAAACUUUAUGGUAGAAGAGAACUUCAUGUUUUUCAAAACGACUACUAGCGCAUACAGGCUUCGAUUCUUUAAGAAAAGUGAAGGGUUCGAGAUCCAAAUCCCUUUCCCUUUGAGGACUUUUAAUUUAGUGUCCUUCGCUGCUUUACAAGCAGCGGAAACAAUUGAUGACAAAGCUGCUGUGGAUAUCAUUGGACAGGUCGUUCAUGAUAAAGAUCCAAAGACAAUUCUUAAAAAUGACCGUCCUAAGAAGCUUAUUGAGCUCAUCCUAGGAGAUACCGAGGGAAAUGUGAUCGGCUGCACACUCUGGGGUCCCAUGGUUGAAAUGCUGUUAACGAAUAAGUUGACCACGGCGGAACCCAUUGUCAUGCUGCUUCAAUGCUGCCGCGCAAAGAAAUACCAGGGUCAUGUUCAUGUAUCCAACAUGUUCAACACAACCAAGGUUAUUCUAAAUGGGGUAGAGGACGAGUUUAACGACUUUAGAUCAAGGAUGGCGAAUAGAUGCGGUGACGGUUUGAGUUUCACAAUUUCCUUUGAUACGUCUAAUGAGGGCGAUAUUGGCACCGGACAGAUACAACUGGUGACAAUAGAUCACCUCACCCAAAUGGAAGAGGAUGGUAAACAUUGGGUCCACGGAGAAAUUGUGGCGAUAGAUAGUCACAAAGAUUGGUCCUAUGUUUCAUGCAUUGGUUGCAGCCGCGAAGUGACACCGAAUGGUGACACCUUUAUUUGCUUAUCUUGCAAUUCAUCGGAUGUUGUCCUAAGGUAUAGAGUAAACGUAAGGGUUGUUGACAAAACUGCACAUGCUUCCUUUCUUCUCUGGGAUAGAGAGGUUUCUUGCUUGAUUGGACGUUCUGCUUCAUCUCUAAAGGAACAAAUAUCUAAGAGGAACUUUGGACCACAUUACUUCCCUGCAGAAAUCAAUGCCUUGAUUGACAUCAAGGCGUUGUUCCGCGUUCAUUUCAAGAAGGACAACAGGAGCUAUAAGGGAAAUCAGAACUUUAGUGUGCUAAGGAUGAAUACAGACCCUAAAGUAAUUUCACUCUAUAUACCUGACUCAAGUGCAGCAGAGGAGGAGGAUGACUUCACCAGGUUGAAGAAAGAGUUUUCAGCUGGUGAAAAGGUGGGUUCUUCACAUCAGGUGGUUUCGAAUAGCCCUUUACUGAACAAAGAAAAAAGGAUUGCACUCGAGGUUGAUGGAGACAAGGUGAAGAGGGAUCCUUUUGGAGAAUUUUCAUCUACCGUUGCAAAGAAAAGGAUGAAGGGCAUAAAGAUUGAGGAGCCUAAAGCUUGAAUUUGUU
Messenger RNA from Cuscuta europaea, 8672 nucleotides. Lineage: Eukaryota; Viridiplantae; Streptophyta; Magnoliopsida; Solanales; Convolvulaceae. The record is from the annotation of a GenBank genome assembly.